Messenger RNA from Scomber scombrus (Atlantic mackerel), 2877 nucleotides. RefSeq names its product transcription elongation factor A (SII), 3 (gene tcea3). The transcript is spliced from 13 exons. The coding region runs from base 1170 to 2498 and encodes 442 amino acids. The record is from RefSeq and is a predicted model, not a curated record. Gene Ontology annotation, cellular component: nucleus. NCBI's taxonomy places the organism in Eukaryota, Metazoa, Chordata, Actinopteri, Scombriformes, Scombridae. Gene Ontology annotation, molecular function: nucleic acid binding; zinc ion binding. Gene Ontology annotation, biological process: DNA-templated transcription; transcription elongation by RNA polymerase II.
GAGACUGGAUGUCAAACAAAAACAUGAUUUAGAUCGUGACGAAAAACACUAUGAUAAAAACAGAAAAGAAAAACAUGACGAUGAGCACAAAAACAAAAAGAGACACUCAGACGACACUGGGGAUGAAAAGCACCUGGAGGGAAAUGAGAAACAUGCACAAGAAGUCAGAAAAGAGAAGCAUGUAGAAGAGGCCAAAAAACCAAGAGUUGCAGAGGAUCCCAAGAUGGACAUAGAUAACAAGAAACAGAAGCAUGACCUUCAGAAUGAGAGACACAAGCCAGAACCAAGGAAAGAAAGACCAUUGGAGGAACCAAAAAAGAUGAAACAGGUGGAAGAGCUAAAAAAGGAGAAACAUCUUGAAGAGGCCAGGAAGCACAGCUAUGCAGAUGGCACGAAGAAGGACAAACACAGAGAAGAGAGCAGGCACAAGAGGUCGAUAAACACACCACGACCACCAAGCGAGCCCCAAAGAGAGAAACACGCAGAUACUCACAAACCACUAUUUGAAAGGUGAGAGGGGUUGUAGCCCAAAACUGAUUCACUCAAUAAAAGCUUCAGAUUGAGCUUUAGAUUGAAUUCUUCAUUUCAGGAGAGGAGUUUUGGACAGCACUGUUCUCUAUCCUAACCGAUUGCCCUCCCCUCCUCGACCUGCUCGGGCUCCCCUCCCCAUUAAACGCCCCUCUGUGGACGUGAAAAAAGACAGGUCGGGACACUUGCACUGCGUGAGCUUAAGAGCAUGGUUGACUGAAAUGUUCCUGCUGAUAGUGCAUGACACAACGGUUUCUGAGUUACUCAUAUGCACUGACAUUUGUUCCCCACAGUGUUUGUACUGGACACAUGGCCUAACUGGAUACUCGCUGUGUGCAUGGUGCAUGCUGUGAUGGGUCGUUCAGGUGUGUCUUUAUUUAGAGGAUUUUGUAUUUGCUUGAAAGCAUGCUGCAUCCUCUGGGAUUCUUGAAGUGAUCUUGACUCUGAUCUAUCCUGUUGUGAAAUUUGUUCAGGAGGGACAGUAAAGACUCUUCCUCUGGACAUCCUCGUCCUCACACUCCUCGGUCCACCUCUCCCCUGGCGAGGCGACCAUCACUGGAAGUAAAGAAAGAGAGGUCAGGCAUGUUUUGGUUACAUGCACGGGUAGUUUGUGAAUGAUGAUUGAGUUUUGACUCAAACAAAUGUUGAUUUUCACAUCAGGAAAGUUCCACUGGACCCCAACGCCCCAAUUGCACCCCUUCCUCUUCACCUUCAUCCUCCACCACCAAGAAAAGAGCCUCCUGACCCCAAUGCUCCACUUCCUCCACUCCCUCUUCAUCUUCACCCCCCUCCUCCAUCAAAGCGGCCAUCACUGGAUGGGAAAAAGGAGAGGUCUGGAUCAGAGGAGUUUCUCAUUACAAACUACAUUUAGUCACGGUUUUGGAGGGAUAUUUUGGAAAAGGUCUGAAAUCACAUUUGGACAUUUCUUCUCUGCUUUGAAUCCUUGUGUUGUUUUCCACAACAGGAAGGAAUCAUCAGACUCUAAACCUCCUUCACAGAAGAAGACGUCAGAUAACGUGAAGAAAGACAGGAAAGACUCAUCGGAUAGCAAAGUGUCUAAAAAACACUCAGUGGAAGCCAAGAAAGACAGGAAAGAUUCAUCUGACUCUAAGCUGCCACCUCCCAAAAAGCCCAGUUUGGAUGGCAAAAAAGAAAAACACAGGAAGGACUCCUGUGACUCAAAGACUGGUCAACCUGUGAAACGUCAUUCAACUGACUCCAAACCUGACAGGCGGGAAUCCAGAGAUUCAAAGAAAAGCAGCUCACCACCAGCAAAGAAGCUAGCAGGUGAAAGGAGAGAGUCUCAUGGCUCCAAGACCUCUCAACCUGCACCUCCACAGAGGAAGCCCUCAACUGACAGCAAUGAAAGAAAGGGCAAAACUGAUGCCGCAAAAACUCCCACCACCCCGACCAGCCCCAUGUCUCCUGGCUUGAGCUCUGCUGGGGGUCAGCUGCCGCCUCACUUGGCGACCGGAAGCUCCAUCAGAGACAAAUGCAUUGAGAUGAUGGCAGCUGCCCUCCGCACAGACGACGACUACAAAGAUUUUGGAACAAACUGUGACAGCAUGGCGGCAGAGAUUGAAGAUCUUAUCUACCAGGAGAAUAAGGCCACUGAUAUGAAGUAUAAGAACAGGGUGCGUAGUCGCAUCAGCAACUUAAAGGACCCAAAGAACCCUGGGCUUCGUAGAAACGUACUCGCAGGGAGCAUUGACUUAAUCCGCAUUGCCACCAUGUCUGCUGAGGAGAUGGCCAGCGACGAGCUCAAACAGCUGAGGAACGUUCUCACCCAGGAGGCCAUCAGGGAGCACCAGAUGGCCAAAACUGGUGGCACCUCCACCGACCUGCUGCAGUGCGGCAAGUGCAAGAAGAGGAACUGCACCUACAACCAGGUGCAGACACGCAGUGCUGAUGAGCCAAUGACCACAUUUGUCUUGUGUAAUGAGUGCGGUAACCGCUGGAAGUUCUGCUGAUGCCUUCCAAGUGAAACCAAGAUUCUUUUUUGAGCAUUUCUGAAAAUUUUCUAUAAUGGGAAGGAAGGGAGUUUAUAAACGAUUGCAGCUAGUGAUUUUUUUUUAGAAAUAGUUACAUUCUUACACUUUUUACUUGAAUUUUUGAGAUUUUUAAGCAUGUGCUAAUAAUCAGGGUUUGCUUUAUAUGAAACUGAAAACUGAGCAUGAAUGUCAGCUUGAUGACUGAGCCAUUAAAUCAACCUAAUUGGAACAACAUCAGUAAUAAUCAUGGUGCUGUCAUGAUGGAAAAACUAUCAUAAUCCAGUUCAUAUGCUAUGUCAUAUUACAGCUGUUCACUUUGUAUAUAUCAAAUUCCAAUAAACUGCAUACGUUAUCAAUA